Messenger RNA from Medicago truncatula (barrel medic), 2272 nucleotides. RefSeq names its product peroxisome biogenesis protein 16. The coding region runs from base 848 to 1930 and encodes 360 amino acids. The transcript has 8 exons. The record is from RefSeq and is a predicted model, not a curated record. Gene Ontology annotation, cellular component: peroxisomal membrane. Gene Ontology annotation, biological process: peroxisome organization. Lineage: Eukaryota; Viridiplantae; Streptophyta; Magnoliopsida; Fabales; Fabaceae.
UCUAUGUACUAUCACCUUUCUCUCUCCUUGCGCAACUCUGUCUCAUCUCCGGCCACCGUCCACCGCAGAAUUUUCCUUUAUCAUCGGCGUCUCUCUUACCAACGUCACUCCUCUCUCUCAGCGGUGUCCCUUCUUUCUCACUGGUGUUCUGUCUCUCUCUCUCUCUCCUCACCACGUCGUUUUCCCACCAACACAGCUUUCUACUCCUACCCGUCGUUCAUCCUUCACCGGCUUUCAUUGCACUGCGGAGUUCUACUUCCAUCGCCAUAGAAAGUUGUAGAUCUGGUGAUGGGGUGGAGGACCUAAGACAGACGGUGAGGGGAGAGAAGACAGACCACAAAUCAGAUUGCAAUAGAAGAAGGAGGGGAGGCCACUCAGGUCGCGGGAGAGGAGAGAACAAGGUGGUCGGUGUUCAAGCCAGUGACGAGAGAGAAAAGAGGCAAAACGCGCAGAGCAAAGAGAAGGAAGAGAGUAGACUGUGUUUUACAAAAUUACCCUUGUUUUAUUGUUGAAAUGUCACAAAUACCCUUGGUGUUGUAUUUGUGUCAAAUAAUAUGUGUUCGUUUAUCAUUUCUGAAAAGUUUAACUACCAAAAGAGUCUUAAAAGGCAUCACCGAAUCACAACCGUUCAUUACUUAGAUAUCAAACACCUCUCAUCAAAACAUUGCACGAGCCUUCAUUAGGUUGGUUCUUUGUUUUCCAUGUUUUUCUGAUUGAAACCCAUUUUCAAUUCACACAAAUUGUAUCGAAAGUUUGCAUCUUGACCAACUGGGUCUCUUCCAAUACCUUCAGAUUUUGUUGGGUCUAUUUUGUUUUUGUGUUUUGUUUUUGUAUAAUUUUUGAAGCUAUGGAAGCUUAUAAGAGAUGGGUCAGACAGAACAAAGAUUAUGUUCACUCGUUGGAGUCUUUGGCAAAUGGAUUGACAUGGCUUCUUCCGGAACGGUUUUCUGAAUCAGAGAUUGGACCAGAAGCAGUGACAACCAUUCUCGGAAUCGUCACAGCUAUCAAUGAACAUAUAAUUGAUAGUGCUCCUAACCAAAAUAUUACAGGCUCUGUUGAGCCUCAUUCAUUUCCUUAUCCAUUAUGCUUAUCUGCAUUAAAGGAUCUGGAAACGUUAGUCGAAGUCGUGGCACAACAUUACUAUGGCGAUGAUAAGAAAUGGAAUUUCCUUGCUGUUACCGAAGCAACCAAGGUACUGGUUCGGUUAUCUUUGUUUCGAAAGAGUGGAUAUAAAAUGUUGUUACACGGAGGCGAGACAUCUAAUGAAGUGAUGCAUUCAAACGGCUCGACUUCACAACACACUACAGCCAUAAACCCGAAAGGGCGUUACAAUCCUGGAACAAACCCGUGGAAUCUGGAAGGAAGAGCAUUGUCUGCUUUAAGCCAAUUCGGAGAAAAGGCAAGGAUGGUGUCAGAACCAGUGUGGUUACGUAGGGUUCAUCACCAACAAGCAAUUAUGGAGCCCACUGCUCCAAGGGUAGUGAAACCUACACUUUCCACCAUAUUAUCAAAAAAGGGUCUUCGUGGAGCUUUCUUUUUAAUUGGAGAAGUUCUAUUUAUUACUAGGCCACUUAUUUAUGUUUUAUUUAUUCGGAAAUAUGGUACUCGAUCGUGGACCCCUUGGUUCCUUUCACUGGCUAUUGAUUGCAUAUCAAACAGUAUUCUCUCACUUGUUACAACGACAGCAGCGGGUGAAAAUCAGAAAAUGAUUCAUCUUUCUGCUCCAGAAAAAGACGAGGUUAAACGAAGAAAGAUGUUAUUUGUACUUUACCUAAUGAGAGAUCCAUUUUUCAGCAAAUAUACUAGGCGAAAACUCGAAAGCACGGAGAAAGUUUUGGAACCUAUACCUGUCAUAGGAUUUCUUACAGCGAAAAUUGUUGAGCUUACGAUUGGAGCUCAAACACGUUACACUUACAUGUCAGGAUCAUGAUACAAAAUCCAAAAGAAAUACCUCUUUGCCCUCCAAAAUUGAGGGAAUAUAUUCUCACUAUGCUAUGCUGCCACACUAAGUUUUGUUCCUGAAUUUUUUUCAAAUGAAGAAGACAUAUCGAAUUUGAUGCUAUUAUGAUUGAAAAGCAAGAAACAAGCAAGUGCGGGACAAGUUGUUUACAAGAAUAGCUCAACUAUCAACAAUUGGAUAGUAUAAAUUUGGAGAUUUUGUUUCACUCCUACAACAUUUGCGGUUGUUUAUAAUAACAGCAGUAACAAAAUACUACAUCAAGUUCACCAGCUAAAAUAUUAAAUUCUUAAAUCUUGUUUACUGCUUCAUCAA